Messenger RNA from Physcomitrium patens, 1171 nucleotides. RefSeq lists its product as uncharacterized. The record is from RefSeq and is a predicted model, not a curated record. Lineage: Eukaryota; Viridiplantae; Streptophyta; Bryopsida; Funariales; Funariaceae.
AGUUCUUCUUCCACAUCCGGUGAAGGUUUAGGGUUUCGCAGUUUAGGUGCAAAUUUUGCAGGUCGUCGUCCCGAUCCCCUGCCAUAGCCAGGGAGCACGACCAUCGUCAUUGUGAAGAUGACGUUCUUCCAUUUCUUCAACUGCGCCGCUCUCACGUUCGGUCCUCACGCCAUUUACUACAAGGCUACUCCACUGUCGGAGUAUGACACCCUUGGCACUUGCAUCAAAGCUGCGAUCGUGUAUUUAGUAACCACCCUGGUGAAGCUCAUCUGCCAGGCAACGUUUCUGCAAGUCAGCGAGCACGAUGACUUCGAUCUGGGUCAGGAGCUUCUUAAGGGCCUCAUUGGGUUUCUGGAUGUGGGUGGGUUGUAUUACGCUCUCACCCAGGUGAGCCACAGGAGCAUCUCCCAAGACCAUAAGUUCCAGGCGGUUGGAUUGGGCUGGGCGUUCGCUGAUGCGUUGUUGCACAGAUUGGCGCCAUUGUGGGUCGGUGCCAAAGGGCUGGAGUUUACGUGGGAGCACCUACUGCAAGGGUUGGAGUCCAAUGCUAAUUUGGUCUUGACUGUGUCUCUUGCCGCGCUGGGAUCGCUCAUGUGGUUGAGGAAGAACAAGCCAUCGGCUCUGGUACCGGUCAUUUACACAACCGCGGGGGUCGUUGCGGCAAUGCCGUCCAUCACCAACUACUUGCGGAAGGGUUUGGCUUGGGAAUUUUCAAAUGUUGUAAGCUUUGAGUUAUUGGCAUCCCUCGUGAUGUCCUUCAUCACUUGGCGUCUGUUCUGUGCUUGCCAAAGACCGGCUCAAUAGUUUGUAAGAAGCUUCACUCAACUUACAUGUUUUUGGUUAAUCACAUGUUUAGAUCGAUUGCAUUUCCGAAUGCCAGAAACUCCACCUUGAAGGCCCUUUGUCAGGACAGUCCCUAUGAUCUUUAUACAUCUGAUUCUUGGUAUUGCCCGCACUCUGCGGUUUGCGCUUCGAGCUGGAAGGGUCGCAUAGCGAGCUGGAAUGUUUGGGCACAGGUGGUUGUAUGUUACAGAAGCUUGGAGCUCCUUUUAUAAUUGAGAAAUCACUUACUGAAAAAAAAAUUUCCAGUGGGAUGAUUCUUGGUCUACCUGAGUUCAACUCUUAAAUACUAUCCUUAAUUUUACGAGCUUGUUGAUCUCGCCCUUUUUCA